UUCUCUUAGUCAGUAUGUAAAGAUCAGUUGAACGAUCAUGUUCUACAUAGUGAUAUUUGUCGCUUUGGUCACAAUAAUCAUCUCUCGGUUUCUGCACCAGCGCCGGAAGCUCUUACGAUUUACCAGCCAUUUUAAAGGACCGAUUCCGAAUGUACUGCUAGGGAAUUUGAAGGAGUUUGAAACCGAUGUACCAGGGAUUUUCAAGCGAAUGGUGGAGCUGCACGUCGAAAAUGGACCGGACAUCGUUACUUGGGGCGUUGGAAAUGACAUAAUGCUCAAUGUUACCAGUGCGAGCAGUGUUGAGAAGGUUCUGAUGGCCAAAAGUACUGAAAAAUCCACUAUUUAUGACCUCAUCGAACCGUGGCUCGGCAAAGGUCUACUGAUUUCCUCUGGCGAAAAGUGGUUCAAUCGAAGAAAGAUUAUCACUCCGACGUUUCAUUUUAAAAUAUUGGAAGGUUUCACUGAAGUAUUCAAUCGGGAGGCGGAUGUUUUGAUGCAAAAACUAAGGAAGCACGAUUCAGCGGAGGAGUUCAAUGUGUAUAAUUACAUUUCGCUAUAUGCACUUGACAGCAUUUGCGAAACCUCAAUGGGAGUGAGGAUCAAUGCUCAGGAAGAUCCCAACAAUCAGUAUGUGUGUGAUGUGAAGCGAAUGAGUGAAUUGGUUCUGCUACGAAUAUUCAGCCCUAUCAGUUUCUUCCCUACGGUUUACUGGUAUGUAGUUCCAAAAGCGUGGGAGCAACGCAAACUUAUUCGCCGUUUGCAUCAGUUCACUGAUUCAGUGAUCCAUCAACGCCGGGAGCAACUUCAAAAAGAACGACAGCUCGGAGAGAUUGCGUUUGAUCUUAACGAGACUGAUAUGUAUUCAAAGCGUAAGCAAACUUUUCUGGAUCUGUUGUUGAACGUAACGGUAGAUGGAAAACCAUUGUCUGAUCUGGACAUAAGAGAAGAAGUUGACACUUUCAUGUUCGAAGGACAUGAUACAACCACAUCUGGUAUAGCAUUUACAAUUAUGCAACUUGCAAAGCAUCAGGACAUUCAGCAGAAGGUGUACGACGAAGUGGUUUCCAUUUUAGGUAAAAGCAACUGCAAGAAUGCUCAACUCACGUACAAUAGUCUGCAAAAUUUUUCUUAUCUGGACUUGGUGAUAAAGGAAUCGCUGCGACUUCUUCCACCUGUAUCGUUCAUUGGCCGGCGUUUGGUCGAGGAUACGGAGAUAAAUGGUGUUAUCGUACCGGCGGGUGUAGAUGUGACAGUGCCCAUCUACGUUAUUCAUCGCAAUCCGGAGGUCUAUCCGGACCCGGAACGAUUUGAUCCGGAACGUUUUGCCGAUAGUACCGUCCAUCGACGUGGUCCUUACGAUUACAUUCCGUUCAGCAUUGGUUCGCGAAAUUGCAUCGGACAGCGGUACGCAUUGAUGGAACUGAAGAUUACCAUUAUACGGCUGGUGGCGAAUUUCCAAAUUCUGCCCGGAGCGACAAUGAAAGAUAUUCGGUUUAAAACGGAUCUGGUGCUGAGGCCCGAUGGUGGUAUUCCUAUUAGAGUAGUUGAGAGAUGGUGAAUUAAUUACAAGGUGUAUUGAAAAUAGAAUUGUAUUAGACUUUUUAGUAGGUUGAUUAUAGUAGAAAUGUGUACAAAUAUAGGCAACAACCCGAAGGCACCCCAAUGAGCAAAUGUAGAAAUCGUGCUGCAUAACGAUGCUGAAUAAAAGUAACACUGAAAUAAGUGUCGAAAGGGUCAUUUCGGUGCUAUUAUGCUAAUAACUGUCUUGAUAGGAAUUUUUACAAAAUAUUUCUUGGAAAUAAAAAGUAAAAAAAUGUA
This is a messenger RNA of Wyeomyia smithii (pitcher-plant mosquito), 1818 nucleotides long. RefSeq names its product probable cytochrome P450 4d14. The record is from RefSeq and is a predicted model, not a curated record. Gene Ontology annotation, molecular function: iron ion binding; oxidoreductase activity, acting on paired donors, with incorporation or reduction of molecular oxygen; monooxygenase activity. The coding region runs from base 38 to 1558 and encodes 506 amino acids. NCBI's taxonomy places the organism in Eukaryota, Metazoa, Arthropoda, Insecta, Diptera, Culicidae. The transcript has a single exon.